Agrilus planipennis (emerald ash borer) is the source of this 3069-nucleotide messenger RNA. RefSeq names its product putative inorganic phosphate cotransporter. The record is from RefSeq and is a predicted model, not a curated record. Bases 209 to 1678 code for a protein of 489 amino acids. Gene Ontology annotation, molecular function: transmembrane transporter activity. Gene Ontology annotation, biological process: monoatomic anion transport; transmembrane transport. The transcript has 8 exons. Lineage: Eukaryota; Metazoa; Arthropoda; Insecta; Coleoptera; Buprestidae.
GUGACCAUGCAGAGCUUAAGUUCGAAAUCGUGUACCUAUUGAAAGGUAUGAUCGAGUGCUAAGUAAUAAGUUAGUAAUAUUACUUAGGUACUACCGUUUAUACCGAUAUUGCUUAUUACUUCGCUACUGUUCCUAAAAUUGAAAAUUGUGCCUUCAUAGGGGUUGUGCUUCUAUAUUAACGUAUCGUUAAAAGAAAACAACGGCCAAAAUGUUGUUAGGAUGGAGACUGAAAGUUUCAAAAAUAUUCUUCAUUCCCCAAAGGGUUGUCAUGUCCAUUUUUGGUUUUUUGGCUAUUCUCAACUCCUAUACCAUGAGAGGGACAAUGUCAAUAGCAAUAACGGAAAUGGUGGUAACGGUAGCUAGGAAUAGUACCUCAUCUUCAGACGAUACAUGCAGCGGUGAAUCAUCCUCGUCGUCUUCGUCUCAAGCAGUGACGAAUCCCGAUUUACUUUUUGACUGGAAUGAAGCAACGCAGGGGUUAAUUUUAAGUGCAUUUUAUUGGGGCUACGUUGCCACUCACAUACCUGGUGCCUUCCUGACAGAGAAAUUUGGAGCCAAACAAACUCUAGGGAUAGGCAUGCUCAUAACUGCUCUUUUCACACUCUUUACACCACUAAUUACGUUGGCAGGAGGUUGGCAAUGGCUCAUUAUUGCAAGAGUAUGUGUUGGAUUAGGAGAAGGUGUCACAUUUCCAGCACUUACAGCACUCAUUGCCAAAUGGGUUCCUCUUGAAGAACGAGGUCGACUGGGAUCUCUUAUUUUUGCCGGCAGUCAGUUGGGAUCGGUAUUUGGUAACGCUCUCAGUGGAAUAUUAAUCGAAAAAACAGAAACUUGGACCACGGUAUUUUACUUUUUCGGCGGCUUAGGAGUAAUAUGGUUCGUACUCUACUGUGUUCUUGUAUACUCAAGUCCUGGUCAACAUCCUUUCAUAUCUGACGAAGAAAAGAAGUACUUGGACAAUAAAUUGGAGGGUGUAUCAAAAGAGAAGCUCCCAAUUCCAUGGAAGCCUAUUCUACGGUCCGUGCCAUUAUGGGGACUAGUUAUUUGCCAGAUUGGACACGACUGGAUUCUGUUUGCUAUGGUUACUGACCUUCCUACCUAUAUGAGAAGCGUUUUACACUUUAGCGUUUCACAAAAUGGUCUUUUAUCAGCCCUGCCUUAUUUAGUAAUGUGGCUCUUGUCGUUAGUUUUCGGAACGAUAUGCGAUUUUGUGGUUAAUAAAAGCUAUAUGUCGGUUGCAGUAUCUAGAAAAUUCUUUACUACAAUAGCUUCUGCUGGACCAGCGAUAUUCGUGGUUUUGGCUUCGUACGCAGGAUGCAACAGGACUUUAACGGUGGCUUUCUUUACCAUUGGUAUGGGCUUUAUGGGUGCUUACUACUGCAGCAUGAAAGUGAAUGUAUUAGAUCUUUCUCCCAAUUUUGCUGGUGUUCUGAUGGCCAUCACAAAUGGUGUAGGAGCUAUAAGUGGCAUUGUAACGCCAUAUUUGAUCGGUCUCUUGACUCCCGAUCAAACACUUUCACAAUGGCGGAUAGUUUUCUGGAUGAUUUUCGCUGUGACGAUUAGCACCAACAUCGUUUACGUAAUACUCGGAAGUGCCGAAAUUCAGUGGUGGAAUGAGAAAAAGAACGACGAUACUGAAAAAGGUACAAAAAGGGAACAGUCGCUGUCACAAAAAUAGAAAGCUGGCUUUUGGAAUUUAAACAUCAAAUGGAAACACGAAUUGAAGAUAAGAAUAUCAAAUAAUCAUUAUAGGUUCUCAACUUCUUCUUUGUGCUUAUUCAGCAGUCAAAACUUGAUAACAUUUAGAAAUGCAACUUCGAGUAUGGGCAAAGAGUAAAGACAAGUAAAUCAGAUUCAGGUUUUGGUAAUUGAAUUCACUUAUUAAAAAUUUAACAUUACUACAAUAUUUAACUAGGAAUAUUAAAUCAGAAACCUGAAAACGCUACUCAGCGAAUAUUAGUAAGUAAACCAAAAUUAGCAUUUAGAGAUCUUUUGCAAUCCUUCUCAGGUAAUAACUAACGACUUAGAACUUCCUGAGACAAAGAAAAUUUAAAGAAAGUUGAAAUCAUACUGAAAUAAUAGCAUUAAAUAUAACGAUCGAAGCUAUUCCAGAUUCCAAAGAUGUGUUUGAUUUAUAAAGACUUUUGGGCAAUUAGCAGAUAAAAGUACUUGUUUUCUCUUCUGACUCAUUACAAAUGAGUAAGAUAUAUAAAAUCUCUGUUAUAAACGUAUCAGUUGGAAAAACAAAUUGUUCAGUAAUCACGAAUUUAAUUAAACACUUCCCUUGGUUCACAAGGUUAUAUUUUAGGGACUGAAUUUAGUAACCUUCGACAGAUAGAAGAAACUGGUUCGGAGGCGGACGAGAUGUAAGGGUUUUCAAAAAAAUUUGCUUUUUCUAAUGCAUAAAUAAUAUAUUGAGGUAUGAAAGGGAUGCGAGAGGAGAAGCAGGCCGGAGAGGGAGGGGGAGAUUAAAAUAAAAUAUUUAAAUUAAAAGAUUCUGGGGUAUGUGGUUACGUAAGUUCGAUUACGGUGGAGAAAAGUUUUUCUGAUUUCCUCACUUUAUGGAAUGGGGUCAAAAUUUGGUCUUUUUAUUUUUCAAAGUCAGUUUCCGCACCUCCCUCUAGCAGGGGAAAGGUUUUGGUAUCCCUCCCUCCAUUCGCCCGGUUACUUAACCAGUCCCAAUUAUCGCAGUAUCUAUUUACAGAAAAAAACAUAUUUAUACCUGAUCUGUCGACUGGAACGACUUCUGUACUUUCAUUUUUAUGAAUCACCUUCUUUCUAUUUAGAACAACAAAUUAUGUCGUCUUUUCGUUCUUAUCCCAAAUUAUUAUGUACACGUACAAAUCUAUCACCUAUGAUAUAUAAAUUACACAUUGAGAACCACAAUGCAAACAUCAGGAUUAAUCAUCAAAAUUUAUGUUUAAUAGUAAGGAUUGUGUAAAUAGAUGUAAUUACUUAAUUUAAAUUGUUAAUAAGCAUGUAAAAUGUUUACGUUUGUAUGGAUGUACUGUAGUUUUAACGCUGUACAGUGCUGUAACCAAAGACUGAUUAAUAAAUAUAUAAUUAGUU